Molecule: messenger RNA, 444 nt
Organism: Purpureocillium lilacinum
Lineage: Eukaryota; Fungi; Ascomycota; Sordariomycetes; Hypocreales; Ophiocordycipitaceae
Product: 40S ribosomal protein eS17
Biological process (GO): translation
Cellular component (GO): ribosome
Molecular function (GO): structural constituent of ribosome
Source: RefSeq, a predicted model, not a curated record
AUGGGUCGCGUUCGUACCAAGACCGUCAAGAAGUCCGCCAAGGUCAUCAUCGAGCGGUACUACCCCCGCCUGACCCUCGACUUCGAGACCAACAAGCGCAUCUGCGAUGAGAUUGCCAUCAUUGCCUCCAAGCGCCUCCGCAACAAGAUUGCUGGCUACACCACCCACCUGAUGAAGCGUAUUCAGCGUGGCCCCGUCCGUGGCAUCUCCUUCAAGCUUCAGGAGGAGGAGCGUGAGCGCAAGGACCAGUACGUCCCCGAGGUCUCCGCCCUUGACUUCACCCAGAACUCGGAGAACGGCCAGCUGGACGUCGACGGCGAGACCAAGGACCUGCUCAAGCACCUCGGCUUCGACUCCAUCCCCGUCAACGUCGUUGCCGUCACCCAGACUCAGGUUGUCGAGCGCGGUCCCCGCCGGUUCGGCGACCGUCGUCCCCGCGACUAA